Messenger RNA from Ilex paraguariensis (yerba mate), 472 nucleotides. NCBI's taxonomy places the organism in Eukaryota, Viridiplantae, Streptophyta, Magnoliopsida, Aquifoliales, Aquifoliaceae. The record is from the annotation of a GenBank genome assembly.
AUGAAUUUAGAGUCCGGGACUCCAAGCCCCAACAACUCUAAUAACUGGCAGGAGCCGAGACAUGGUAUUGAUCUCAAACAGGUCGACAAAUGUAUAGGAGAUCCCAAGGCAGAUGUAGACAAUCCUGUUCUUAAGGCUGAACAGGAAGCACAGGUCAGCAAAGGCUCCCGUGGAGAUUUGAUCAUCUUGCCAAUUCUUGUCGUAAACAACAGACAGUAUAUAGGCAAACGGGACAAAGGAGCAGUUCUCAAGGCCAUCUGCUAAGGAUUCGAGGAGACUACAGAGCCAAGCCCUUUGUUUAACUGAAGGUCAUCCCUUAAUCUUUGUCUACAUCCUAGUUCUGUUCCUGUUUAUCCUGACUCCAAAGAAAAUGGGAAAGGAAACAAUUGAGUGCUAGUUUUGUUCCUUUCCAAUUGUACUGAGGGUUUUUACCAUUUCUUUUCUUUUCUUUUUUUCAAUCACAUGCAUAGAA